This is a messenger RNA of Striga asiatica, 702 nucleotides long. NCBI's taxonomy places the organism in Eukaryota, Viridiplantae, Streptophyta, Magnoliopsida, Lamiales, Orobanchaceae. The record is from the annotation of a GenBank genome assembly.
AUGCUCCAGACAGGGCGGUUGCCCCAAAGGUUCUAUCUCCUCGGCCGUGUUGCAGAGCCAGCCGAAGGAGUCGAGGGAGGAUCUGAUUUGAGGUUGGAAGAAUCUGGACCAUGGAUCUGUGCCGUCGGCGGCUCUCAGGAAGCGGUGGAGAUGAGUGACGUGGAAAUUGAUGGAAUCUGGGAAGCCGGGGAGAUUGAAGUAGGGGUCGAUUUCGGUGUCCUUGUGUUUGUGGGGAAGGUGCUGCCACAGGGAGAUGUAGGCGGCCGUGCCGUAGGCGCCGCCGGUGGUGAAGGUGACGUUGACGGUGUUGCAGGAGGCGGCGACGGCGUUUGCCCAGCCGGUGAAAACGUCGGAGAUUAUGCAGAGCGGGGGUUUGCCGUCGGAGGAGGAGAUUUGUUGGAUGAGGGCUCGGAAGGGGGUUUCGAGGCAGGUGGAGGAGUGGAAGAGGUUGACGAUGAGGUGGAGGGGGAGGGAUUCGGUGUUCUCGGUGUUUGGAGGGAGGCCGUGGCGGGGGGCGUCGAACUCCAGCUCGGAGAUAUGGAUGUGAUUGGGGCCCGUGGCCGUGUGGGUGGCCAUGGCGGCGCGGAGGUAGCGGGCGUUGAGUGGGGUAGUGGCGAUGGUGACGGUGAAGCCGAAAGUGGUGUGUAUUCGGUUGGCCAGUGCGAGGAAAGGGAUGAGAUGGCCUUGCGCCAUGAAUGGUAG